Molecule: messenger RNA, 1327 nt
Organism: Durio zibethinus
Lineage: Eukaryota; Viridiplantae; Streptophyta; Magnoliopsida; Malvales; Malvaceae
Source: RefSeq, a predicted model, not a curated record
UAAAAAAAAAAGAAAAUAUCUAAACCAAUUAUAAACCGUGAGACAUACUAAAGCAAUAGAUUAUAGAUCUCAGAAUCACACUAUAAACCCACCCACGCCCCCUUCAUGAAUUCUUUAUUCCUUAAACCCCACCUCCCUAAGUCUCCUUUCUAUUUCUGCACGGUAUUCUCGAUCUUCUUCGUCCUUCUUCUUCCCCAAACCAAUGCCCUUGAAAGGUCAAACCUUUGAACUUCAAACCAGAAAAACAUGACAAGCUACGGCACAAUCCCGACUUCCUCAUCGCCAGGACCCUCGACGAACCUUGAAUACCUAUCUCGAGCCAAGGAACGUAUCAAAGAAGGCCUCGGAGCUCGACGUCCAUGGAAACUCAUGUUCAACAUCGGUUCCAUCAACAUCCCUGGAAGCCUCUCCGAAGCCAUUUCCAGGGUUACAACUAACGUAGCUUACUUCCGCAUGAACUACGCCAUGAUCAUACUUGUGAUCCUUUUCCUUAGCCUUUUAUGGCAUCCCAUCUCCCUCAUAGUCUUCAUAGUCAUGAUGGCCGCUUGGUUGUUCUUGUACUUCCUAAGGGAUGAACCUUUGGUUGUUUUCAACCGUACGAUCGACGAUCGUGUGGUGCUGGUCGUGUUGGGGGUUUUGACCAUUGUGUUCUUGCUGUUGACUGACGCCACGCUCAAUAUUUUAGUGUCACUUUUGAUUGGUGUGGCUGUCGUUUUGGUGCACGCUUCCUUUAGGAAGACUGAUGAUUUGUAUGAUGAAGAAUCUGCCGGCUUGAUGUCUGGACCUUCAUCUUCUUCAUAAUUAACCUCGGCAGAGUACUGUACAGGGGACUGGGCAAAUUUUGUCUAGUAAGUGGGCCUUGGGAGCCUGCGGCCAUGAUUUUACUAAACCAAGAUUGAAGAUUAAAUAAUUGGUGAGGAAUAGGGAACACAAUUUAUUUAAUUAACUAGCUGAUGAGGAUGGUCCUCAGAAUUAAUGGACUGCUGCAAUUUCAUUGACAUAGCUUUAUAGCAAAAGGUAAUGGCCCAUGGAUAUGGUGCACAGGUGCACCAGUAGCUGGUUAAGGUCAGCAUUUUCUCUGAUCAAUGUAAUAAUAUAAUCGUGGUGAGGGUAAUCAUGGGUCCAUGAGAUUUCGCGUGAGAUCCACCGCCAGUCAACGGCGAUGGAUUUAUUGGGCAAUCGCAUCACAGCAGUCGAUUUCCGCUGCCAGCUUUGUUGGAUGCUUUUCAUUAUGUUCAUGCUUUUUGUACAUAAAGGGGUUAAUGCUGUUAGUCUGCAUUUUUUUUUCUUUUGAGGUGGAAACUGAAAAGUAACGGUAUCCUUUAUU